UCACAUGAUGUUAGCAAAGCGUAAUCGUCUUGAUAAAAUAAAAAUGAAUCACGCCAGUCACGAUCCUAAAUAUCUGUAAGUAUAUAAGACACUCUUUGCCUCUUGGCCCAUCAGCUGUAAGCUCUUCACUAGUGACUCAAAGCUAGAAAAAGAAACUGAAAAUGAAAUUUCUCUUGGUAGCUUUGGCCUGCAUCGCCGCUGUAUCGGCAAACGUUGUUGUGAAACCACCUCAAAAAAAGAGCCUCUUGACCAUUGCCCAGGAAAUCCAAGGACUCAUCAAUGGAAUCAGCACAGCCCUUCACCCAACACAGAAGAGAUCCCUUUUGACCAUUGCCCAGGAAAUCCAAGGACUCAUUGAUGGUAUCAGCACAGCUCUUCACCCUACCACAAGAGAUGAAGAUUUCAAUGUUGUCGACAUUGCCAACACCGCUGGCGCUAUAAUUCAUGCACUAGACGCAGCCAUCAAUGGCAAAAGAAAUCUUUUAACCAUUGCCCAAGAGAUCCAGAGUCUUAUCAAUGGUAUCAGCACUGCUCUUCACCCAACACAAAAGAGAUCUCUGUUAGAUAUCUUUCAACAAAUCCAAGGACUGUUCAGUGGCAUCACCACAGCCCUGAACCCUACUACAAGAUCCCUUUUGACCAUUGCUCAAGAAAUCCAAGGACUCAUCAAUGGAAUCAGUACUGCUCUUCACCCAACACAACAGAGAUCAUUGUUGACCAUCGCCCAAGAAAUCCAGGGACUUAUUGAUGGUAUCAGCACAGCUCUUCACCCUACCACAAGAGAUGAAGAUUUCAAUGUUGUCGACAUUGCCAACACCGCUGGCGCUAUAAUCCAUGCACUAGACGCAGCCAUCAAUGGCAAAAGAAAUCUUUUAACCAUUGCCCAAGAAAUCCAGAGUCUUAUCAAUGGUAUCAGCACAGCUCUUCACCCAACACAGAAAAGAUCUCUACUGGACAUCUUUCAACAAAUCCAAGGACUUUUCAGUGGCAUCACCACAGCUCUGAACCCUACUACAAGAUCCCUUUUGACCAUUGCUCAAGAAAUCCAAGGACUCAUCAAUGGAAUCAGCACUGCUCUUCAUCCAACACAGAAGAGAUCCCUGUUGACCAUUUUCCAAGAGAUCCAGGGACUUAUUAACGGCAUAACUGGUGCUAUCAACCCAACACAGAAGAGAUCCCUUUUGACCAUUUUCCAAGAGAUCCAGGGACUUAUUAACGGCAUAACUGGUGCUAUCAACCCAACACAGAAGAGAUCCCUUUUGACCAUUUUCCAAGAGAUCCAGGGACUUAUUAACGGCAUAACUGGUGCUAUCAACCCAACACAGAAGAGAUCCCUUUUGACCAUUUUCCAAGAGAUCCAGGGACUUAUUAACGGCAUAACUGGUGCUAUCAACCCAACACAGAAGAGAUCCCUUUUGACCAUUUUCCAAGAGAUCCAGGGACUUAUUAACGGCAUAACUGGUGCUAUCAACCCAACACAGAAGAGAUCCCUUUUGACCAUUUUCCAAGAGAUCCAGGGACUUAUUAACGGCAUAACUGGAGCUAUCAACCCAACACAGAAGAGAUCACUGUUAACCAUUGCCCAAGAAAUCCAAGGACUUAUUAAUGGAAUCAGCACUGCUCUUCACCCAACUCAAAAGAGAUCCCUUUUGACCAUUGCCCAAGAAAUCCAAGGACUUAUUAAUGGAAUCAGCACUGCUCUUCAUCCCACAACUAGAUCUCUUUUAUCUAUUGCUCAAGAAAUUCAAGGACUUAUUAACGGUAUCAGCACUGCUCUGCACCCUACCCAAGCAAGAUCUCUGUUGACCAUUGCCCAAGAAAUCCAAGGACUUAUUGAUGGCAUCAGCACUGCUCUUCACCCAACUACAAGAUCCCUUUUAACCAUUGCUCAAGAAAUCCAAGGACUCAUCAACGGUAUCAGCACUGCUCUGCACCCUACCCAAGCAAGAUCUCUGUUGACCAUUGCCCAAGAAAUUCAAGGCCUUAUCAACGGUAUCAGCACUGCUCUUCAUCCUACCCAAACUAGAUCCCUCUUGACCAUUGCCCAAGAAAUCCAAGGACUUAUUAAUGGAAUCAGCACUGCUCUUCACCCAACUCAAAAGAGAUCCCUUUUGACCAUUGCCCAAGAAAUCCAAGGACUUAUUGAUGGCAUCAGCACUGCUCUUCACCCCACAACAAGAUCACUGUUGUCCAUUGCCCAAGAGAUUCAAGGUCUCAUCAAUGGUAUUUCUACCGCUCUACACCCUACACAAUAAGCAAAACUUUUUACAGCUGAAUAAAUCUAAAUAUUUUUUUAGCUUUGAAGUUUAGAAAAUAAAUGAAUUUCACUACUCGUGAAACAUUAUAUACUA
This is a messenger RNA of Biomphalaria glabrata, 2351 nucleotides long. RefSeq lists its product as uncharacterized. Bases 162 to 2255 code for a protein of 697 amino acids. The transcript is spliced from 2 exons. The record is from RefSeq and is a predicted model, not a curated record. NCBI's taxonomy places the organism in Eukaryota, Metazoa, Mollusca, Gastropoda, Planorbidae.